UAUACUACCACUACUACACUAUUAUACUGGUAUAUAGUAUACUACCACUACUACCACUACUACUACUACUACUACUACUACUACUACUGCAAAUCUCCACCUCACAACAACCUCAGCAUCACGUCCGCUCCAGCCCAUCUCCUCUCCAAGUGCACAGCAAGUGCACAGCUAGGCAUGCAGAGCAAGUGAGUGAAUAUGGACUGAUGGACACUGCUAUUUCGACGCGAUCUGGACCCUAGACACCCAAAUGGACGGCCACGAGCUGCUGCUGCGCUCGGCCGCCCAGGACCCCAUUAUUGCCGUCUCUGCCUCGCAGUCCCUGCAAGCGUCUGCCAGGGACGACGCCGCCAUCUCCACGGGCCUCCCCCGGCUGGACAGGGCGAUCGCCUUGGGUGCCCCAGGCAUCCAGCGUGGCCAGGUCACCGAGGUUUUUGGGCCUCCGGGAGCGGGCAAGACGGCAUUGGCUCUGAAUGUCACUGCGAAUGCUCUUCGCGCCGGCAACAGGGUGGUCUGGAUCGAUACCAGCUCUCCCCUGCCGACAGCCAGGCUGAAGAGCAUGCUCGACACUACAGGAGCAGACCGGCUGAGCUACUAUCGCACGCCCUCGCUGCCACACCUGCUCGCGCUGCUGCUGCACCCGCCCGCGCGAUUCCCACCACCCGACACCGCGCUGCUGGUCGUCGACUCCGUGUCGGCGCCGUUUCCAGGCUACUUUGCCAACCCGACGGAGCUCAAGGCGCGCCGUGACCAGGGCAAGAUCCCCGACAAGGCCCAGUUCCCGUGGCUGAUGAACCGGAAGUGGAAUGUCACCGGCGACCUGGCGAACCAGCUCGCCAGGCUCGCCGCCGCGCACCACCGUGCCGUCUUGGUCAUCACCCAGACGCACACCAAGAUCAGGGGCCUGCCGCGCGCCACGCUCUACCCGGUCCUGGCGGGCGGCGCGUGGGAGUCCGCCGUUUCCACUCGCAUGGUGCUGUACGGGGAUCUGCUGGUCCACGCGGGCCGCCGCCAGCGACUCCGCUGCGCUGAAAUGCUCAAGCGAGGUGGCAGGGCGAUCUCGGCGCGGAGAGAGGAGGAUAGGGUUUCUUUUACCAUUGAGUCGGAUGGAUUGCACGAACUCGACUCCAUUGACGCAAUCGAUGGAUUGCCCGAACGCGACCCCAUUGAUGCAAUCGAUGGAUUGCCCGAACCCGACUCCAUUGACGCAAUCGAUGGAUUUGCCUUGGCUCAGCCAGCGUUUGACCAACCACUCGACUUGAAAGCGUCUCAAUUAAACAAACUACCACAAGAGACUGGACAUGACACUCUUGGGUUGAAUGAAGAACCUGAAGCGUCUGACACUCCUGACGAACCCCCUUCACAGCUCAAGCCCGACGCAUCGCGAAAACGCAAGAUGGCCGAAAUCGCCGACAGCCAGGACGAAGACUCGGACUACGGAUGGCCUGAGGGUGUGUCGGACGAUCACUACGAAGAGUAGGCCUUUGUCUCCUUCACACCGCUUAUACAGGAUGCAAGUGUAGGUGGACUGACUGGCCUGCUGUCAACCUGCUUCAUCGCCUUCUCACACGGUUUCUAUCCAACCCCUCGUCUCCCCCGCUUGAUGAAGAACGUUCUCCUACGAAGUACGUCUUUGGCUGCAGCCAGCCACAUCUGGUGGAGCGGCAAGAGACUAACAAAUAGCCGCUGCCAUCGCACACCUUACUCUAUCCGAAGUACGGAGUGAAGGGGAUUUUCCAGCCCCGGCAGGGCAGGAAAAAAAAAAAAAAAAAGAACGUGGGCUGACGUGAGGAGACGGUUACAUCUGUCGUCUAUCAUGUGUUGGGUACGGAUACAGCGUAUAGCAAGGACAUUCCAUGUCGGAUACAUAGG
Molecule: messenger RNA, 1869 nt
Organism: Penicilliopsis zonata CBS 506.65
Lineage: Eukaryota; Fungi; Ascomycota; Eurotiomycetes; Eurotiales; Aspergillaceae
Exons: 5
Coding region: 248-1477 (409 amino acids)
Biological process (GO): reciprocal meiotic recombination; DNA repair; meiotic DNA recombinase assembly
Cellular component (GO): Rad51C-XRCC3 complex; Rad51B-Rad51C-Rad51D-XRCC2 complex; replication fork
Molecular function (GO): ATP-dependent DNA damage sensor activity; crossover junction DNA endonuclease activity; four-way junction DNA binding
Source: RefSeq, a predicted model, not a curated record